AUGGCAACAAGAGAAGGAGGAGCACCCUGUGGAGCUUGUAAGUUUCUGAGGAGAAAGUGUAUGAAAGGGUGUGUGUUUGCCCCUUAUUUCUCUACAGAACAACUGGGGCCAGCCCAUUUUGCUGCAAUACAUAAGAUCUUUGGUGCAAGUAACUUCUCUAAGUUGCUGCAGAACAUUACAUCGGAACAAGAAAGAUUUGAUGCAGUUGUCAGCAUAUCGUACGAGGCCCAGGCGCGCCUCCAGGAUCCCACUUAUGGCUGUGUUUCACACAUCUUUGCUCUUCAACAACAGGUUGCACAUUUGCAAGCCGAACUGAGCAUUGCCCACUCUAGGCUUUCUUCUGUCUCUGAUAGGACAUCAUUGAGUCCUUCCCCUUACGCUGAACAAUCAACUUCUUCAUAUGCUAGACUCUACGGAAAUUGUUCUUCUUCAAGUGAACCACAGUCCAAACAUCCAAGUGCACGAGAGAAUGCUGCAUUUUACCUCGAGGUGAAAACGGAUAGGAAUUCGUGCUCUCCCACCAACAUGGACUACUACGAAGAUCUCUCAGUAGACCAUCAAAUGAAUGCUUUCGAAUAUGAGAUAAACUCAUUGCCGGCAAGUCAGGUGUAUGAGGGAGAUCUCCACUCUUUGGCUUUUAAUAUCCUUAGAAAUAGAAGCUGA
Molecule: messenger RNA, 663 nt
Organism: Cryptomeria japonica (Japanese cedar)
Lineage: Eukaryota; Viridiplantae; Streptophyta; Pinopsida; Cupressales; Cupressaceae
Product: LOB domain-containing protein 29-like
Exons: 2
Coding region: 1-663 (220 amino acids)
Biological process (GO): hormone-mediated signaling pathway; positive regulation of DNA-templated transcription
Cellular component (GO): nucleus
Source: RefSeq, a predicted model, not a curated record